Anopheles aquasalis is the source of this 538-nucleotide messenger RNA. RefSeq lists its product as uncharacterized. NCBI's taxonomy places the organism in Eukaryota, Metazoa, Arthropoda, Insecta, Diptera, Culicidae. The record is from RefSeq and is a predicted model, not a curated record.
UCCAACGAUCAACACACUCGAUAACUUGGAGCACAUGGAGAUGAAUGCGUGGAGUGGAUUUAUCGUCAGUCUGCUGUACUUGGCUCUGCUGCUGCCAGCGCUGGAAGGAGUGGCCCCGAUUGCUGCUGUCACCGAUCCUCGUCCAGUUCGAUCAACCUUCUCCCGAUCGCUCGAUGUGCUCCGUGUACGAGGUAAUCAGUUCGUGCGCGGUAUCCCGUGCGGUGUGGCUUGUGAGUUCUGUGGCUGCGAAGGAACGUACAUAAGCGAGAAGUGUGUUUGCUUCUGUCCGGAUGACGACGAGCAAAACACGGAAUGUCUGACGGCGAUACGGAAGGAUGAGCUAAGGGCGGGAAUCGAUAAUGACAUCCUUAUCCUGUCCCGUGGUGGUGCCCGGUUUGCGCGCGAUGUCCGGUUACAGGCGCCGCUUAGGGCUCGGAUGGGCCGUGGUGCGUCUGUAUCAUGGAAGGGGAGCAGCAGAGCUCGACCAGUGAACGCUGGAAGUGUGAAAAUAAAGCUUGGCCAAAUGAUGGACAGUUAG